AUUACUUCAUAAACUUUUCUAUGUUCUGACUUCGUGUUUAUAUCAGUAAGUUUUUCAAACAGGAAAUGGAGCUUUCCCUUAUUGGACUUCAGAAUGCAGGGAAAACAUCUCUUGUUAAUGCUAUUGCUACGGAAGGCUAUACUGAAGACAUGAUUCCAACUGUUGGAUUCAAUAUGCGAAAGGUCACAAAGGGAAAUGUAACCAUAAAGCUUUGGGAUCUUGGUGGGCAAAGGAGGUUUCGCACCAUGUGGGAGCGAUAUUGUCGUGGUGUCUCUGCAAUUCUGUAUGUAGUUGAUGCUGCUGAUAGAGACAGUGUUCCUAUAGCUCAAAGUGAGUUGCAUGACCUGCUCAUGAAACCAUCCUUAAGUGGGAUUCCUCUGUUGGUUGUUGGUAACAAGAUUGACAAGUCUGAAGCUCUUUCCAAGCAAGCAUUGGUAGAUCAACUGGGGCUGGAGUCCAUCACAGACAGGGAGGUCUGCUCCUACAUGAUUUCAUGUAAGGAUUCUAUAAACAUAGACGCUGUUAUCGAUUGGCUUAUCAAACACUCGAAGACUGCUAAAUGAUUCCAUUCCAAAGCUUUCA
Messenger RNA from Telopea speciosissima, 582 nucleotides. RefSeq names its product ADP-ribosylation factor-like protein 8c. The record is from RefSeq and is a predicted model, not a curated record. The coding region runs from base 66 to 563 and encodes 165 amino acids. Gene Ontology annotation, biological process: protein transport. The transcript has 5 exons. Gene Ontology annotation, molecular function: GTP binding; GTPase activity. NCBI's taxonomy places the organism in Eukaryota, Viridiplantae, Streptophyta, Magnoliopsida, Proteales, Proteaceae.